Ipomoea nil (Japanese morning glory) is the source of this 1257-nucleotide messenger RNA. RefSeq lists its product as uncharacterized. The transcript has a single exon. The record is from RefSeq and is a predicted model, not a curated record. Lineage: Eukaryota; Viridiplantae; Streptophyta; Magnoliopsida; Solanales; Convolvulaceae. Bases 1 to 1257 code for a protein of 418 amino acids.
AUGGAUGCUUUGGAUGGUCCAUCUGACCGAAAACACCAAAAAAGGGGACCCACACUGCCGCCUAGAAUCACUCGAUCCCAAACUGCAAUUAUUCCUAAGGCAUCAGGUUCGAAGUCAAAGAGUUCUAGCAAAGUCUAUAAACCCCGGCUGAUUUCACCCGAAUUACUGGAGGUGUGGCAGACUCAUGUUCACCGGGACUUCAUUAUUGAAAAGACCUUAAAUGAAGAGGAUCUGGCUGCGAAGUGUGACAUUAUUCCAUUGCUUCGUGAUCAAAAUUUACUUGCGUCUCUCCGGCAUGUUGGUCCUUAUUCCACUUGGCUUACGGCGGAGUUUUACACAAAUUUGACGUUGGAGACAUUUACUGAAGGAUCUGCAAGAUUUCAUCAAGUUUUUAUUCGAGGCACAUGGUAUCCAUUUGGCCCUACGGAGAUUAAUGCGUAUUUAGGCACACCAAAUCAUCCGGCAUCCCCAGACCCGAGUCCACAUUUGCUGGCAGCAGCUCUCACACACAAUAAAUAUGUCUCUUGGCCGAGAGAUGGCCUUCCCAGUUUGAAGCUCACCACGGUUUAUUCUGUGCUCUUGCGUCUAGCUUCCGCGAAUUGGGUCCCGGCCGUGCGUCGUCACCAAAUUCCUGAUCACCUAGCUGGAUUCCUAUACAAAAUUCGGAAUCGGCUUCCAUUCAACCUUGGCAUGGUUAUUUUCUCUCAUUUAAUGUCUUUUUUACAGAAAAAGGAGGCCAAAAUACAUCUCCCGUUUCCAUGUUUGAUCUUCGGAGUCCUUCAAGAUCACGGCUUUCAUCCGUAUAAGGAGGAAAUUCUUACAACUCCCGACAAUGCCUAUCUCUUUGAUGAUCGACUCACUCAACGAGGCCAUUAUGAUGAUCGGGCGUCUCUGGCUCUUCUUCCGGUCAUUCCACCUCCGGCGCCACUGCAUUCUGCCCCGGCUUCUUCGGCUGACACUGCUUCGGCCUCUCGUCCGGAUGCUAAACGGAUUCCCAAAGAACCCACUACUUUGGUUGAUCGUCGGCAGAUUCUUCUCACUCUUGAGGCCUCCAUUGCGCAAGUUCAACAGUCCGUUGCCUCUCAACAAGCAACCAUCGCUGGUCUGGAAAAUCUUAGGGAUGUGCAGCUCAAGGAAAUCACCCGUAUGGAAGCUAUUCACGCUCAGAUUAUUGCACACACUGGUGCUGCUACCUCUGGUUCUGACUCUGAAGAGGGAGACGAUGAUUCUGACUCGGGCACCCCGUCUGCACGGUAA